This is a messenger RNA of Macrobrachium nipponense, 5466 nucleotides long. RefSeq lists its product as uncharacterized. Lineage: Eukaryota; Metazoa; Arthropoda; Malacostraca; Decapoda; Palaemonidae. The record is from RefSeq and is a predicted model, not a curated record. The transcript is spliced from 4 exons. The coding region runs from base 1386 to 2387 and encodes 333 amino acids.
AUAUCAGUGUGUGUGUGUGUGUGUGAGCGUGCGUACAUACCACAGGAUGUAUCUUUUUCCCUAAACGAUUAAAUAACAAAUGACGCGCGAUUUCCGUCAGUGGUGCAUCAGCCCUUGGGGACAAAAGACGCUCCCCUGCCUGCAAGUAUCAUCAUCGAGCGGUGAAGCUGCUGAUCGAUCAUUCCCUGUCGAGCUUCCUCAACAACAACUUACCGAGUUGAUCUGUCCCCGAAUCUACAUCACGUCACAGAACUUCCAGACAGUCGAGUGUCUCCUGAAAAGAAAAGUGAAAAUGCAAAGCUCUCUUCUGCUCGUCUUUUUCGCUCUCGCUUUGAAAGACGUUUCAGGGGACAAAGGUUCUUGCGACGCCGACGUCACUGUUGGAUCAGGGAGUCAGUUCAUAAAGGAAUUUAAACAAGAAGCAUUCCAGAUCUACUGUAAACUUCACGAAGGUUUCCAAAGCUUAGAAUUAAAAGUGGAGGGUAAAUGGAGAGUUAACAAAACCCUAAACUUCACUGCUGAAGAUUUCAGUUCUACCAAUGAUUCUAUGUGGCAAUCACUUGGUGUGAAAAUAGAUUACGAAAAUCAGUUCCCUGGUAGUGUGUCAUAUAACUGGCUCUUGACUGUUUCCGUUAACCAGAAAAUCAUUAAAAAACCGAGAUACUACAUCGACUGGGGAUACGUCUUUGAAGAUUUCAAGUCAGUCAGGGUGACCGCCUAUGGCCGAUCAGACUGGAGGUUCACUGAACCAGGUGGAAACUGCACUUUCCCAAAACCUGCUGGAAGCCCCUCUGAAGGGAACAGCACGGUGACUCCUGAGCCCCAACUGACUGCAAGCACAGUGUGGAUACUUGUGAGUGUGCUUGGUGUUACCGUCAUAUUGGCCGCUCUUGGAAUCGCCAUCCUUGUCUACAGGAUCAAGCACCCAAAAACUUGCGUCCGCCCUCGAGUGAACGAGGAAGACGAGGACGACCUUCAUUACGAAGUCCGCUAUGCGAACGUAGGGAACACAUCGGUCCCCAGGCCUGGAUCCGCCCACGACAGCGAAAACAGCCUGUAUGGCGUCGUGUAACGGACCGUCUCUGGGACUAUGACACUCUCUUCUCUGGAUUGGUGAGUGUUGUCAUCAGUAUACCCUACGACGCUUCCUAUGAUUCACCCUCAGUCUCUCGUGUCAAGUCGUGAGGUACAGGUCACGACUCACGAAGUCAAAGCGUCGAUAUUAAGGCAACAAUAUUCGUCGGUUAUUGAUCACGCGAUUAUUUAUCGAGCUCUGGUGAAACUUCACAUCUCUAGAGACUCAUUUCAGGGUUUUGUUUCUCUAAGUAGAAAUCAAAAUUUGUCUUUGUGAAAGGGUGAUUAUUAUAAAGGCUUUUAGCGUAACCAUGGGCAGUGUGUACUUUACGUGGGCAUUUCUGCAAUAUCUGGCAAUUCUAGCAACGGCAGGCGACGGAAGUGCAAAGUUCCCGGGAGGGAAUGGAUUGAACAAAGCUCCUUCAGUCACCAGUCAUAGUUUCAAAGUGUACAACGGGUCCAGUAAGGACGAACCGAUUUUUCCAUCGAGCAAAACUACGUACGGAAAUACGAGCGGUGAUAACAUUUCAGCGAGUGAAGAUGACUUCUUGAGCUUUAAGCUGAAAAGAAGCAGCGGCGAUGCCCCGUGUCAUUCCAAAGUCGAAGGAAACGACACCCAAACCGUGGGGAGCUUCGAGGGGGCCAGCGCCUCGCUGUACUUCAAAGCCAGCGAACAUUUCCAGCGCAUGGAGGUCAACCUCCGCCUGAGAGGAUAUCUGCGCCUUUCCCGGGUUCAAAUUUUGAACGAGAGGUUCUCCAUAGAGGACCUGGGCGUCGCGGACGACCUGGAUCGAUGGCACAUGCUCCACGUGGGCGUCUACGCCGAGGGGAGCGAGUUCCUCGGCAGCGAAUGGAAGAUCUUCGUCUUCAACGACGCCGACAGCGCCGUGUCCUCGAAGGCCGCCUGCCUCCGGCGCCCCACGGACGAGGUCGUCGGUCUGGACAUCGCGGCUUCUGGCCCGUCGGAGUGGCGCUGCGACAAACCCGCGGGCUUUACGAAUCCUUCUCCGAGAACUUCUCGUUCGAGGGCGUCCGGUCGUCAUCAUCCUUCCGUUGUCGCCUUCGCUGUCGGACUCCUGGCUCUGCUGGGCUUGCUGACCUCCGUCGUCUUCCUGCUGAGGUUUUUGCUGAAGAAGAAGAAGAUGAUGAAGAGAAGGAGAGAGGACAGAGCAGUCCUUCACCAGAGGGACAUUGAGACAGAACAGCGGAGGACGAACGAGGGGAUCUCAAACGACGCCGCGAGACCCGUCUCCUCCCACAGCAGUGAAAAUAGUCUCUACGGGGUUGUCAUAGCAACAGAUACGAAUGAAUGAAACUCGCGGGAGCGAGCGAGCGAGGUGAACCGGGGAAACAGUUCGGUAUUGCAAGGAACCCAAAAUUUUUCCCAAGAAAAUGGAUUUUCAAGAAAUAUGCUUUUAGAAAGUAGCUCAGGAAGAGAUGGGUUUUUAGUGUAAAUAAUUUAUUGAAAUGUUUUCAAUGUAAAUAAUCUGAGAAAAUGGGUUUUCAUUAUAAAAAUUCUGAAAAAAUGGGUUUUCAAGAUAUGUUUUUAGAAAAUAGCUCUCGAAGAAAUGGGUUUUCCGUGUAAAUAUUUUAAGAAAAUGUUUUUUCGAUAUAAAUAUUCUUAGAAAAUGGGUUUUCAAGAAACAUGUGCUUAGAAGGUAGCUCUCCAAGAGAUGUGUUUUCAAUAUAAAUAUUUUGAGAAAAUGGUUUUCAAGAAAAAUGUUUUUAGAAAGUAGCUCUCCAAGAGAUUGGUUUGCAAUGUAAAUAUUUUGAGAAAAUGGGUUUUCAUUAUAAAUAUUUUGAGAAAAUGUGUUUUCAUUAUAAACAUUUUGAGAAAAUGGGUUCUCAAGAAAUAUGUUUUUGAAAGUAGUUCUCAAAGAGAUGGGUUUUCAGUGUAAAUAUUUUGAGAAAAUGAGGUUUCAAGAAAUAUGUUUAAUUUGAAAAAGGUUACACAACAACGAUGCACAAUUCACUGUUUAAUAGUCUUAGAUGCAGGGUUAUAAAGUUCACUACUUAAUAGUUGUAGAUGCAGGGUUGCCAAAUUCACUAUUUAAUAGUCUUAGAUGAAGGUUUACAAAGUUCACUACUUAAUAGUCUUUGAUGCAGGGUUACAAAGUUCACUACUUAAUAGUUUUAGAUGCAGGGUUACCAAAUUCAUUAUUUAAUAGUUUUAGAUGAAUGGUUACCAAAUUCAAUAUUUAAUAGUUUUAUAUGUAGGGUUACCAAAUUCACUACCUAGUAGUCUUAGAUGUAGGGUUACAAAGUUCACGAUUUAUUAUUUUUAGAUGCAGGGUUGCAAAUGCCGUGGUUUAUGGUGAAUAAUGUUUUGGCCAUUGCUGAGCUUUUGUGUACACAAUUAUGAAGUGCUUUUGGUUUCAUACGAGAUCAAAUCUAUUAUUGUUAAAACUUGUUCAAAAUUCUUUAUUUUUAUAUGAAGUUGUUCGUGUGCCCCCUUUGUAUAUUGAAUGGUAUCAAUGGUCUCGAAUGAAUAAUCCAUUAUCAUGAUUAUUAUUUUUAAUAUUAUUGCCUAGGAAGUGCUAGUUAGCGUUUUACUGUGAUCAGAAUGUGACUCUAAUUUCCUAGCACCAUUUACAGUCUCAUUCUUUACUGUAAACUGUGCAUUGUGUUCAUCUCCUUACCUUGAGUUUUCAAUGUCUAUGAACUAGACAAAUUUUCCGUUAUAGUCAUUAUGCGUUCCUGUGUAUAGCCUCGGGUAUCAUUGUCCUCGAACAUAUGUAUGUAGUAUUUAUUUAUUUGGAGUUGUCAUGUUGAACUGCGUAUGGCCAGUGACUUGAAAGCUUUCAGAUCUGCUAUAUCUAUUAUCUGUUUUUAUUUAACUUUCAAUUACUGGAUAUUUGCCUUUAUGCUGUGUCGUAGACAUUGUGCCUCUGUCUACAAUAUACUAUAAGAAACCCUUGAGCCAAAGCCUUAUAAACGAUAGCUUAAGGUCCAUUAGAAGGGAAGGCUUGAAUGUAUACAAUAUAGUAUGCUUUAAAAUCAUUCUGGUGUAGGUUCAUAAUAUAGAUUCACAUCAACCGUGCAUCUGAUUAGCUGUAGAUAAGCCAAUCACAGGGCUAGAAACUCUCAGUCUCUCGAGUGUUCACAUAGGGAGGAUGUAGUAGGUUCCACCUCUUCUGAGGGAUACGUCUUUCAAAAGUAUCCCUCAGGAGAGGUGGAACAUACAUCCUGCUCAUGUGAACUCUCUCGAGAGAGACUGAGAGUUUCCAGCCCAGUAACUGGCUUAUCAACAGCCAAUCAGGAGCGUCGUAAGGGACUGGCGUAGACAUCAGAUGCACCGGGGAUGUGAAUCUACUAUAGUUCCGAAAUCUUUGCUUGCAAAGUAUCGUAGGAGUGCUAUUUCAACUGAAACAGGGUCACCUUUAAUUCAUAUUAUUAUUUUUCCAUAUGCAUCAAAUAUGGCUUGUUGUGAAUUGUGUUUACUUAUACUCGUUCUCUAGCUCAUUUACAAAUUUAGAAAGAGAUUUAAUUUGCAACAUUUUUACAGAUUAUUGACCAUCGUUUAAUUUUUUCUCCAUAGUUGUUCCAUUUCAACCAUUAUAUUUAGUAUUCAUUAAGAUUGAAUUGCUCGAGUGACUCCAGAGAAACCUCCUGGAAGAGAUAUUCUGAGCUAAUUUUAGAAAUUAGCAAUUCAUGAAUCUGUAAAUGAAUUUUUACAAGAAACUAAAAAAAAAAACUUUAUAAAUAAAAUAAAAUUAAAUAAACCAACUGUUCCGAAAAAAUUUUUUUUUUCAUGUACAUUUCCUGGGGACUCAUGAAUGAAAAUCACGCUGCUCAUUUUUGGGUGUCAUUAAAAGAAAAUCACGUCUCUUUAACCUAAAUGACAAUAAUCGUGAUUGAGUUUCGUUAAUCAGCUAUAUUAAAUCAUCAACUAUGGCCAGCAGUUCUCCAGUUGCUCACCAGAUGCGGUAAAGUGCGGGUGCGUCCCAUGGCUCCGGAAAGCGCUGCCAGAUGCACAGUCCAUGAUUAACUGUAAUCUUAAAUAAAAUAAAAACUACUGAGGCUAGAGGGUUGCAAUUUGGUAUGUUUGAUAAUUGGAGGAUAGAAGAUCGAAUAACAUUUUGCAGUCCUCUAUCCUCGAAAGUUUUUCAGAUCUGAGGGCGGACGGACGAACAGAUAAAGCUGCCACAAUAGUUUCAUUUUACAGGAAGCUAAAAUCAUAUCACCCAGGCAUCUGGUGUCAUUAUCAGAGACAGAACAUUAUUUGGAAACUCGUAGCAAACAGUGAAACGAAUUUCAUUGGUGCUGUGACGUUUCGUAACGUAACAAAGCACUUUUGUAAAGUCUUCUGUUAUACCAAGGCACGCCUUCAAAUCAACUGGAUGAGUGCCAAUCCUUUCAGUCAUUUCAAAACAGGAAUAAAGGUCAUUCAUU